Molecule: messenger RNA, 15650 nt
Organism: Paramuricea clavata
Lineage: Eukaryota; Metazoa; Cnidaria; Anthozoa; Malacalcyonacea; Plexauridae
Source: the annotation of a GenBank genome assembly
AUGAAUAUUUUUACUGCGUUCCUGAGUGCAUUGAGGGUGAGUCUCGUGAUCAUCUUUCCUUGCAGCUUUGGCGAACACCGCGAUCAAACGUAAAGCGCAUGCGCGAUGGAGUUUGUGUCAGAUGGAGUUUUACUGACAUUAAACACUCUUAAUUUUUUCGACAUAAAUGUUUUUUGCAGUCGAUGGGAGAGGCCAAGUCAACAUUUGGUGACAGAGAUGUGCGAUCUACAGCUGACAAUCUUGUUAUGGUGAGUGAAAUAUACAGCACAGUGGUUAAUGCUUCUUCUCUUAAUCUCUCCAACCAACCGUUCGAUGACUGCAAUGUGCAGUUUGUCUGAUUAUAAUUUCACCUCCGUCGCAUGUGAAGACUCAAGAGUGCUUUCAGUUGAACUCUACAUGCUUGUUUACAGACGCAAUUUUUGUUGUGAUUUUAGGUGCGAGUUUCUUCUUGUGAUGGAUGUGAACGAGUGGGAUGAGUUAUGAAUGUUCAAAUGAGGAUAUAUAUGUUACACAUUCACAACUCACCUAUACUCGUUCACAUGCACCAAAAGAAGAAAAUCGCACCUAAAAUUGUUAAAUUUGCAGCAAAAAGUGGAGAAUGAUGCAAAUGGGCCUUUAUAAACCCUACGAUGUUGCAUUGGAGUUAUCGAGCUUGGAAAGACUGUCGGCCUAUCGGGACAAUCUCUGUGAUGAUCUUUUAGUAAAGGUCUCCCGUAAUACAGAGGACAAAUUGCAUAAUCGUUUACCUUUUAAUACCAACAGAAACUUGCCUUUAAGAAACAUUAGGAAAUUUGCUGUCCCCAACUGUAAUGCGGACCGUUUUAAAAAUUCCUUUAUUAACAUUACAGCUAGUCGUUACAAUGAGUUUUAUUGUAAAUAGUUAUAUAGUUUUUAUGAUAAUUUUUUAAAUUACCUGUUGUAAACAUAAUCAAUUCAGUUUGUAAACUGUAAUUUAUGUAUAUUUAAUAAACUACUACUACUACAGUUUUCACCGGGUAGAUUUAUGGCGGGUACUCCGGUUUUCUCCCGCAGUGACACCGGAUAAUUGAUGACUGCAACUUGACCUCUAGAUAGAACAAACUAUAAUUGAUAGAGCUAACUGAUAUAAAUAAAUUUGUUUUUGUUGUUUCCCUUCUGUAGAAACACUGUACCAAUAAGGGUGACACGUAUUGACCUCUGGGGAGAGCAAUAUAGAAUUGAUUCAGCUAUUUAGUAAAGAUAAAGUUUUAAAAUAAAUAAACUUUUCUAUCAAGUCUAAUUUGUUCAUUUAUGUUUCCUUGCAGAGUGCUUUGAAUAAUUUAGAUCCGAUUUUAAGAUGCGCAGCUGCCGAGGCCCUGGGGCGAAUGGCACAGGUCGUAGACGAGCCCGCGUACGUGGCACAGAUUGCCCAAAGUAUUUUCGCGAAGAUUCAAGGAUCACGUGACGCGGUAUCGCGUACAGGUCAUUCAAUCGCGUUAGGUUGUCUUCAUCGCUAUGUCGGGGGAAUGGGAGCGGGUCAACAUACACAGACCAGUGUUAGCAUAUUACUGGCUUUGGCUCAGGAUAUGUCAUCAUCUAUUGUUCAGGUAACGCUUAAAUCCUGUGGUCUUAAGGCCCAUUUUUCCACUCAUGAAAAGUUUCCGCAGAUAGAAAAUUUUGUAAAGUGUGAUUGGCCGACACAAAUUUUCCGUCGGAAAAAAUUUUGAAGUUGAAAAUAUUCAACUUUUGACAAUGAUAUUUUCGGAAAAUUUUUUGUCCGUGGAAAUGCGAGUUCGGAUUCCUCUCGAGACCACGAAUUUUUCAUUGUUCUCGGCAGUGUCAGAAUCAUAUGAAACUAGUUUUUCAUAUCUCUGAGUGAGGGUGGUUCUGCAAUUAAAGUCCUGCGACCGAGCGAAAAUUUAUUAGCGUUUUAACAAAGUUUCAAUGAAUCCACGUCAUUUUUGAAAAUAACAAAGUCCAUAGACCACACAAAUCAACAAAUCUGCAUGAACAUUAAAUUUUCAAAUCUUUCCUCAACAAUGUUUCUUAUACAGUUUACCCAGGGGCUUAUUGUCUUUAUUUACUGUAGGUUUGGGCGUUACAUGCUUUGGCAUUGAUAGCAGAUUGUGGUGGUCCAAUGUUCAGAAGUUACGUUGAACCAACUUUGGAACAGGUGAUGUCUCUCCUCUUGUCAGUCCCGCCUUCCAGUACUGAGAUUCACCAGUGCCUUGGCAAGUGCUUAGCUGCUUUAAUCACCAGUAUUGGCCCAGAACUCCAAGGUAUUUUCAUGAAACUCCCUUCAGAUUUCGUAUUAAUUUAUGAAUUAUCAAUUAAUUGUUCGUUUUAUCAUUUUUGUACUGGGCGUGUAUAUAUCAGUGUGUAGAGGUAUUUUUUAAAGCUAUUUCUAAUGAAUCACUAUCCUUGCACUUAUUAUUAUUUAUUUAUUCAGUAAAAACUUAUAUAAAAGAACCGGUGUAUUAAGAAGAACUACCAGUCAGAUUUAGACAAUUAAGCGCCUAAUAUACAAGAACCAUUUCAAUCUUACAAAUACAGUGGGUUGGCUCUUGAAAACCUCAACUUUAGUACUUAUAGUUGAAGUUGAAGGCAUGUUUUAAUGCCAGUAACAAACUGUUACACACUCAAUUUAAUCCCAAAACAUAGUUUCAUUAUUUAGUAUUUAACAUUUCUUUCCAAUUCCGGACGCUUUUAAAUAGCGAAUAAUGAAUGUACUGUAAUCACUGUUAUAUUUAUUAGAAUAGAAUUUAAAUUAGCAAUAUAUAACAAUUGUUUUUGAUAAUCUGUUUUAAAUUUAUUGUUUAGACACGUCGACGUCUAUCAAAGAUCUUCGGUCUGCUUGCUUAGUUGCCGCUUCAGUCAUGCAAAAUCAUCCCGACUCAAUUGUCCAAUCAGAAGCCAUCUCUUGUCUACAGCAGCUUCAUAUUUUCGCGCCAAGACAUGUCAACCUCUCAACAUUGGUCCCCAGUCUCUGCACGAACCUUUCUAGCGCACAUCUCAUUCUUCGUCGGGCAGCCGUCGCCUGUCUCCGCCAACUGUCGCAACGUGAAGCGAAGGACGUGUGUGAGCAUGCGCUGGCGUGUAAGACCGAUACAGAGCAAUCCAAGUCCACGUACCUUGUCACUAUUGGCCAUGAUGGCUUAGGAGGUAGAAGAAUACACACGUAAAAUUUUCACAUCUUUUUGGCAACAACAUGUUGACGUAACAAGCUUGUUGGAAGUUGUGGCAAGCUUAUUGUCAUCAAGCUUGUUACAACCAUUGAACUAUAAAUAAACUGGAAGGCUAACUCAGGGGGGGAAAUUGAAGCCAGUGCAUUUUAGUUUUUCUGAGUUAUGAGCAGAAAUACUCAACACUGAACGUUGGGCUAUAUAUCAAAUUGAAGCUAUUGAAAAACGCUAUUUGGUGUAGAAAUUUCAAGACUUUAGCUAAAAGGGAAAUAUUGAAAAACUACAAACAUAAUUACCGAUAAUUUGCCGUUUUGCAGUUGUUUUUGUAUUUUUUAAAUAUUUUUCUUUUCGCUGAAGUCUUGAAAUUUCCACACCGAAUAGCAAUUUUCAAUAGCUUCAAUUUGAUAUAUAGCCCGACGUUUGGGGUCAAGUAUUUCUGCUCAUAACUCAGAAAAACUAUUUUGGCUUCAUCAAAUCAUAGGCCUUCAUCAUAGCAGUUAGCCUUCCAGUUUAUUUAUAGUUCAAUGGUUACAACACGUUGGUUUGCAAACCUGUAGCAAGUUAUGUAAACCCUAGCCUGUGAUCAGUCUAUAUUUGCAGGCUAUGUAAACCCUAUAUGUACCCAGUAAAACUGAAAACUUCGACGCGUCAAGUCCCUUUGUUGGGAAGUUAGGCCUGUUUCAAAUUACGUCGUGCUUCUCAUGUGCCGAACGAAUUAGAAACAACAGAUAAUUUCUGAUUAUAUAUUGUUUUUAAUGCGUUCAGCACAUGAGAAGCACGACGUUUGAAACAGGCCUUAGUUUCUUAUAUAGAAGUAUUUUCUGUAUAUUCUUAACCCGAAUCGUUGAUACACAUUUUAGGAGCACUAUUCGGAAUGCUGGAUACAGAGGUUGAUCGUGGUCUGAGAUCAAAUAUUCAAGAUUGUUUGAACAGUAUGUUACAAACGUUAGCACCAGACGAUCUUACUCAUUGGCUGGGAUUGUCUAAAAAUGUUUUAUCUGCCGCGAAAACUGAAGACGAGAGGAAGGCUAAAGGUAGGAUGGUGUCUCCUUACGAUGGUAUCUUCCAAAUCUUUAGGUUUACGGCAAACGGCUAACCAGGGGUGGAAAAAAUAGGCGAGCACGCGAGCCGAGCAGGAAAUGUUAAACAGCUGCAGGAAAUUUGUUUGAAUGAAGAUUUGUUAUUGAAAAUUUGAGAGAAACCUUAACACCGAUGUCCCACUAUGGGCGCAACAACAUAUGGUUGACAGACAAUUAUUCCUUGAAUUUAAAACCAUGGUCAGCUAGAACACUAUAUGUUUAUGCACAUGCAGAUUUAGCACAAAAAUACUCCGUUGGUCUGCAGAAACGUUUGUCUCCAGGUUGUGCUCCGAGGAAGAAAAUUCUUUUUUCCUGCCCCGCCGCUAACUGUAAACGGGAAACUGCAAAUCGAUUUUGACCAUAAGUUCCACGCAAUUUCUGCGGCAAAGAAAUUUUUGGUAUUUAGGUGCUAAAGCAGUUUUACACCCUCCACGUUUUUAAACUGAAGUAUUUCCUUUGUUAAGGUGGCGAUGAUGAAGAUGAUGAAAGUGGUGGAAUGGGGGCAUUUAAUAAAGUGGAAGAGACGCAUCCUACCGUCGCACCAAGAUGGCCGACUCGAGUGUUUGCAUCGGAAAGUGUGCAGAAGAUCAUGAGUGUGUGUGAACAGCAGAGAGCUCAUUUUGAUCUCGCUUUGGCACGAGAGUUGAAGAAAGAUACUGGCAAAGGUAUUUAUAAGUUAUAAGUUAUGUAUGAGCGGAAUGUAUGCAUGAAAGAAAAGUGCUUUCAGUGUGACUCUAUACCAUGAAAUACCAUCAAGUUUUGGUAACACAGUGGUUAAUUAUAGGGUGAGAUUGUCCCACAAUAAACCCUUCGUGGUAUGUGAAAAAUAAGCCAAAACAAUGAGCCACUAUUCAUUCUUCCACUAAUUGAUGUUGGCUAAAUUUUAGGUGAUUAUCUUGUGAUGCAUUUAUCCGAGUUAGUUCGUUUGGCAUUUAUCGCUGCUACGGCCACGUCAGAUCAACUCAAGCUAGAGGGACUCAAAACACUUCAGGUGUGAAUGUGCAAUAGAACUUUGUCGAUUUGUAUCAUUUUAUACGGGGUGAGCGUUACAGAGCAGUAGAUGAUGGUCAACUUCAGAAUUGUUGACACUUUAUGGGAGUAAGAAAAUCAAACUGCAUCAUUCAUCUGCCAUCAAAUACAUAACUACUGCAUAUAAUGAAAAGAGUAAACAUUUUCACACCCAGAAAACUGUCAACAACAUAUACAGUAUACUGUACAGAGACAUAUAUACUGUCCGACUUGGCAAAAAUCCCAUAGCUGGGUGAGCCAGUGCGCUUCCCCCUCCUCAGAACGUAUAAAACAAGCCCGCCAUUUUGAAUGGUUUCUGAGGGGGGGGGGGUGACGACCUCUCAUUAGUGAACAUGGCGGCCGGUUACGCUGACAUCAAAGGCGCCGCCAAGGAGUCGUUCCUCUGUAUAGUUUAUACUCUGAGACUAACCAUAGUCUACGGAACACGUUCCCACGAUUCACUUAUUGCAUUCAUAAACGAAUACCAACAUUUGCUUAUGCGUUUAAUGGCUUUAUAUUUAUUAUCUCAUAGGAAAUUGUGAAAAUGUUCUCUACUGUGGAAGACCCGGAUUAUGCUGGUCACGUGAUACUGGAACAAUUUCAAGCACAGGUGACCUCUUUUAUUCUUAUAGAAAUAAGAUGUACCUUUGUUGUGUGUGGAGAGCAAACAUAUUGCACCUAUGUGAGAAAUGAGAAACUGGCACUUUGAUUAGGAUUAGGGAUACGAAUAGGAACCGGGUUAGGAGUUGGAUUAGUCCUAAGAUUAAGAGCAGUUUAAGGUUAAAAAUUUAAAUGAACUUUUUCUAAAGGUUGGAGCUGCUCUGAGACCUGCUUUUGCCGUGGAUACACCAGCUGACGUCACUGCUAUGGCGUGUGAGGUAAUUGUCCUGAUUGCUCAAGAAUAUGAUUGGUUAGAAAUGCUUGUAGCAAUAGAUCCAAUCAGCUGAUCAGGCCCUGGGUACGCGGUUGAAGUUACUACUGCUCUGAUAAUGUAAGGAUAGAAUGAAACAAACUGUAUGAACCAUGAAUUUUCGUAAAUCUAUGAAAUACAGGCAGGAAAAAAAUUUUCUUCCUGGAAGCAGAACCUGGAGACAAAACCGGAGUAUUUUUGUGUUAAAUCUGCAUGUGCAUAAACAUAUAGUGUUUCUAGCUGACCAUGGUUUUAAAUUCAAGGAAUAAUGUCUGUCAACUAUAUGUUGUUGCGCCCAUAGUGGGACGUGGGUGUUAAGGUUUCCUUCAAAUUUUGAAUAACAAAUCUUCAUUCAAACGAAUUUCCUGCAGCUGUUUAACAUUUCCUGCGAGCAGUGCUCGCUUAUUUUUUCCACCCCCUGAUGAAAUAUCGAAUUUUAUGAAUUUUGCUUCUUUAAGGUUUGCAGCACGUGGAUUGCCAGUGGCGUCUCGUACGAUCUCAAUGACGUCAGACGAAUACAGCAGCUGCUAGUGACGUCAUUGUCUAAAUUUGGAACCGAGCAAGACUCGUCUUCUCAGCUGUACAAUGAAAGUGCGAACACAAUGGAGAAACUCGCUGUCUUGAAAGCCUGGGCUCAGGUAGGUUUUGUAGUGCUAUCCACACGAUCGUAUAUCGCACCAAACAUGCUAAACUUGGAAAACUAUAAAAAUUUAUAUUUAACUUUAUUUUUCAUUAUAUUAGUGUUUGAGUAUUUUCUUGCGAACUCGCAAACUUUUUUGAGCAACAAAUCAAUACUCGCUCAAGUAUUUUUCUUUCAUUGUACGUGUAGGAGAGCAUGAUUAGCUAUGUAGGUCGAGGAUAGGCUAUUGCUUAAGAUGGGUAAAUCCCAGGGAUAGAUCAAGCACGAUCUGAUAGGGGGAGGUGAGGUGUUCAUCCAAUGGUUAUGACUCAGGGUGCGAAACAUGGCAGAGAUCAGAGGCCUUAUUGUAGUAAUGGUGACAGGAUAUUGGCUUUUCCAAAGUGAAAAAAAAAGAUUUGAUAAUGAAAUUGGCACCCACCAUCAUUCACUUUACCAUUACAGGUAUAUAUCGUUGCAAUGAAAGAGCAGAAUUCACAGAAGGCUUCUCAACAAUCCUCUAAUGCUGAAGACGUCCCGGCUGAAAUACAAGAACCACUUAUUUCAUUGGUAUCGUCACAUAUCCAAGGUCUCAGCCACUACUGGCUAGGAGCUCUCAAAGAUUAUGGAUAUCUCUCGUUACCUGAAGAGUAUGCCUCUCAACUUCCGCCAGGUGGAGGAAUGUUUUAUGGGUAAGGUUUUCUCUAAUCACUUAUUCGUUUGGAAAGAAAAUUUGUAUUUGUGUUGUUCAUGACGCAUACUGUAGGUUAUAUGUCUGAACUAUCUGGAAAAAAUAUUUCAAACGUGGUGAUCCAAUGUAGGUACAUGUAUUCCUUUAUAAUAAGCUGCUGUGGAUGGCUACAGCAGUUAGGAGGCUGUGGAGCAGUGCUACCUCUAUAGUAUAAGGGCCAACUCCAACGUCAAAACUUCAAAACUUAGUUGAAUUAAGAUUUAGGAGUUACAGGCCAACUGCAAAUGUGAAAGCAGUGGGGCUACCUUUCUAAAUGUAUGGCUAAUAACUUCAAGAAUCGUAUGCAGAACCACCUGGAAUUACUGGCUAACAGCUCCACAAUUUAUGUGCAGCUAGUUAUCUUAGUCUGGAGUUAAUGGCUAACAACUCCGAAAAUCAUGAAGCCCGGACGUAGUGGUUCAAUAGGGAUUUUUCCUGUUUCCUCUCCUGUUACCUACGCCCCUUUUCUUUAAUUAUUUUAUAAAUUUGCAACAAAUUUCAAUAAACUAAGCUAAGCUAAACUAAACUAAGCACCAUUAGAAGUUGGCUACCUCCACAAAAUAAAAUCUACUAAACUACAUCUACAAACAUGCUGCCGUGAUAUGUGUCUGAAGUAUCUUAAAAAUUACACACAUUUUGGCGGGGGUAUUGUAUUUGACGACAAAAGGGCGUUUGCAAUGCAUUGUUGAUUUCAUAUCAUAUCGUGCCUUUCAGACCUGAGUCAAUGAACGAAUCAAAAAUUCACUAUCAAGAAGCAUGGCCUCCAAUACUUCAUGCUGCCGCUCUGUGGCUGAAUGCUGAAGGAUUUGAGAAUGCUGCAAAAGAGGUGGAAAAUAUUUCCAAAGGUAAGAAUUUUAACCCUGGAUCAGUUCUCCCUGGAGGUUCAGUAAAGGCCGAUUUACUAUACAUAACUUUUGCUUAAAACUGUCUGCAUGCAAUCUGCUUACAACUUGAGUUGCAUUUUUUAAAUCAAACACACAACUCAUCUUUUUUGAUUCAGUCUUACUACAGGUGGAAAUCUAAACCAAACUUUGUUAUACUGGAUAGCUCUAUUUCUAUAGCUCGGUUCGAAACUAGUCUCCCUACAGAUCGAGUAAGGCCAUCCCUCUUUUGUUCGGUGUUGGUGAUGAAACCGGAGUACCCGCAGAGAGCUGUUUGGUAGUGAAACUCAUGUGACUGAGGCGAAAUUAUGUAAUCUGACAAAUGUACAAUGCAGGACUCGAAACUGGACUGUACUACUGUAGACGAAAGACACAUGCAGUAACCCAACCUAGCAAGCCAGGGUCUUUAUUUCCACUUCCUUCCUCAAAUGCGGGAAGUAAAGAGCCUGACUUGUGAGCCACUAUGAAGACUGACUGAGCUAAAAGGGUUGAAAUUAAUGUUGUAUUUCAGGUAAUCUUCCUAAUACAAUCCUAAACGUUCCCCGGACUCCGAAAUCUCCAGAAGAUUUGAGUACUGAACGUUUUCACUUGGUUCUUGGAUUGUGUGUCAAAGCCCUGUGUUCAACACGUCUUACUUUUUCUGCUGGAACUGUGACGUCAUGUGUUAAUGCGGUUAACUGCUUGCUCGAAGCACCGUGGGCUCGCGAUUGCAUUGGCAGUGAUAGUGUAAGUGAAUAUGAAUGAGGGUAAAUGUUAGAAAUUUAUUGGAGUAUUAGAGGCACAGUACCUGGACCUUUCACCUUUUGCAACUGGUGCUCAUUCUUGCAAUCUGUAACUUGACUUCUGUCCGUUUGACUUUGCCAGACUUCACAGGUUAUCUUUGGGUAUUCCUUUUUCCUCCUAUAAUAACACUCGUCCAGUGUAACCAGAUUUGCUAAAAUAUUUUAGUUUUGGUAGAAUUUCGUCAAUUUUGGAAUUAGUAAUAGAUUUUUUAGUAAAAUUUUGGUAAAAUUUUUAGAUAUUUUAUUAAUUCAGUUUAUGCCAAGUUAGUAAAUGUUCAGUUAAAUGGAAGUUCAUUUAUUGCUUCAUAUUUCAGAUGCUAUCAGUAGAGCUACUCAACGUACUCCAUCGACUGUUACUUACGCGAGACUCUCUCGCGAGUCACGUGGUGAUAAUGAGCACUGUCUCGCGUGUGGUCCACGGGACUCGCGACGUCCUCGCGCGAAAGCGAACAGAAAGCAGCACAAGUGACCUGGGAGAAAGUGAAAUUGAACCGGGCAAAUCUGUCGUGUUUGGUGCCAUGGAAACAUGCAUGUGUUUACUGUCACGGUAUUUCCCGUCAAUUCUUGCUGAUUCGGAGAAGCCACAACUAAAUCCUAGGUUAUCUGUGCAGAGUAAAGGUAUUGUAUGUUGGUCUCGCUGAAAUUCCUGAUCGUGUUGAAGUUUUCCGUAUCUUCCACCUUACUAAACUUCAUUUUCCAUAUUUAGGAGCAUCAGUUGAAUUCAGUCAAAUUCUCUCCAAGACCGUCUCAAUAUUAUCCAUGGUCCCAGAUCUUUGCACAUCACAGGCCAUCUGUGAUAUUCUACCAAUCAUAUUACGGCUAGUCUCGUGUGUCUUUGAAGAAGCCGCCUCCUACGAGGUACCGCUGGUCGAGGCCAGCCAGACCGUGGUCGGACCUAAAAUGCCCCAUGUUGUCUCGUCAACUCUGAAGGCGCUGAAAGAGCUCGUGGGCUCACAACGGUUGAUACAAAACGAACAUUCAAAAGAGUUUAUCAGAUAUUUCCAAAGGUAGGAAAGCUUUGAUAUUCCCGGAGGUAAACCAAAUCAGUGAACGCGUGUUAACGUAAGGAAAGCAGAGGCCUGGCGAAAACCUGCGCUAAACCGGGACUAUUCUUCUGUCAUGAAACCGAUGUGAAAUUAAAAUCAGAAAAGUGCAUACUCCAGGAAUCGGACUUUGGUAGCUGAGGUGAAGCAUCACUUAGCCAGCAAUACUCUACAGGGUGUAUAAACUACUGGGUUACCAGCCUCGGAAUUUCCCAAGAAAUCGACAUUGUUUUAAGGACAAAAGAUUUUAGGCGCCUGGGAAUUUAAAAUAGCACAACUGUCAAAAUUACUGCACACACGAGUGCAUAAAGCAAAAUUUAUGCGACAUUUAAUAAGUUUUUAUUUUACAAGUACAGUGCAACAACAGUAAUAUGAUCUAUUAGCAAUUCGAUUUCAAUUCCCAGGGGCCUAAAAUCUUUUAAAAUUUCGAGGUUGCGUUUUUUUUAUACAUCCUGUAGUCUGGUUUCCAUAUGGUCGUAACGGUCGUAAAGAUUGAGUCACAAUCUUUCUCAUCAGCCGAAACACAACAUUUUACAACUGAAAAUACGCGGAAUGGUUAUAACUAGAGAGUACUUAAGUAUGAUAUAUAUGUGGUUUCCAGGUAUAAACUAUUAUAAUCUGGCCAUUGAUAAAGAUCGUGACUCUAUUUUUACAACCACUACGACCAUAUGGAAACCAGGCUUAUCUAUACAAGAUGUCCCAAAAAUAUGCAUUGAACAUCUAGGUGACGAAUUUUGACACUAAGAUUAUUAAAAUUGGUCCAGAUAAGGGUGUUUAGAGUAAAGCCUGGUUUCCAUACGGUCGUAAACAUGUCGUAACUGUCGUAAAUGUCGUAGAGAUAGAGUCGGAGUCUAUCUCUACGACAUGUUAUGACACGCAGGGGUGGAAAAAGUAUCGGAACCUGGGAACCCUUUGAGAGUUUUGCAGAAAAUUUUCCAGAAAAUAUUUCAACAUUUUGAGAUAACUCUGUUUACUCAACUUACAAGUUACAACUAUUCUACUUUAUUUACACUGUACGCGCUAACAUCAGCAGCUUUUAAAUAUUUGACAGAAAUUAAUUAUUUUACCGAACAUCACAUUAUGAGGUAAAUGGUAAAUAUAUGUUCUGCAAAGUCUCCAAGAAAAUGCAAAUUAAAUAGUAAACAAAUAAAAGUGAUGGAAUAAAUAAGAUGAUAGGCCACGUAGUUAAGCGUUAGAUCCUUACUAGUUGGUCAUAACUCAUAACUGUGGUAUAUAACAGACAACUAUUGCGAUGUACGAGCAUACGAAAACCAGCCUAAAGCCUAUUAUUACUAAAGUACAAAUAAUACAAUAAUUAUGCAUUUGUUUUGUUAUUUUUGUAAUUGUAACAUUGCAUAUUUUACAGAAAAUUUCUAGCCUUCGACCCAGGUUACCAGAAAGAAAAAAAUUUUUUCCACCCCUGAUGACACAUUUAUGACUGUAUGGAAACCAAGCUUAAGGGGCCGUCUAACCUAUUGAUACACAACUGAGGCAUGAUUUCAAUGGUCCAUUGGAUGAACCAGACUUCAUUUUAAAACAACCAUAACAUUGAUUCUACUAGAUUAAUUUUAUUAAAUAAUCUUAGUGUCAAAAUUCAUCUCUCAGAUUGAAUUUUUUUUGUCCACUCAUGAUUAUCUGUGUGAAAUACUAAAAAACAACUAUUGCAAUUUUUUUAGACAUCUACCUUUCUAGACACCGACCUUUCUAGAUAGACAGGUUUAUUUUCUAUCAUUUAUUUUUAUUUUAUCUAGCUGUUUACUGACAAUAAUAACGCCGGCAAAAGAGCAAAGCUCCACACGUCGGGUCGAUGAAUGUAGUGUCAUGGCCGCCAUUGCAUUAUUCGUACUAGCCGCUCCCCCUGAUGCAACAGCCGUAGCCAGCUUGCAUGAAGAUUGUGUGGAUAUUUUUAUACGCUGUGUCAACUCAUCUGAUACAAACGUAAGUAUCGAGGGUUCACUGUGAGAUUUAAGUUUAAAUAAUGCUUGUGUUUUUAUUGUUGUCUUUGUAGUUAGUCGUAGUACAGUGUAGUUAGUCGUUGUACAGUGUAGUUGUAGUUGGUCGUUGUACAGUGUAGUUGUCGAAAACUGUGGUUGUUGUUAUUGUCGUUUGUGUUGUUAUUUUCUUCUCAUUUUCAUUUGUUGUUGCUGUUGUUGUUGCUGUUGCUGUUGCUGUUGCUGUUGCUGUUGCUGUUGCUGUUGUUGUUGUUGUUGUUGUUGUUGUUGUUGUUGUUGUUGUUGUUGUUGUUGUAACCGCAAUUGAUUUAGUUCAAUAUCCUAUUUAAAUUUAUUGUUUUUUUCCAGGUGCAGUUGAAAGCAAUCGAAACGUGUUACUCGAUGUUUAGUUCUGCAUAUUUAAGUCGUGUUUUAGGCUACAUCCACUCAGUUGGACCACAUAUUGUAUCCGUUGUCCAACAAGCUGCCAAGAACCCGCCCUCGUCAGAAGUAAAGUUGACUGUUGUCCAGAAAUCUAUUGACACAGUUGAACUGUUGGUUGGACUGGCCGAAGAAGAUAGGCGUAAGUGCAUUGGUCAGAUUUAUGAUAGAGACAUAUCUCAUGUCAAAACCCAUCAUUUGCCUUACGGUUCAUAGAAAAGGAGAGGAGAGUGAUCUAUACUGGCUAGGGUCGUAAAGCAAGGUCUUUGAAAAGUCUUUGAAUACACCCUUUCGAUAGUUACGUCACACGUACUUUUUGGUCUUGGAGCCUCGCUCUCAUUAGUAAAUUACGCAAGGUGAUUGGCUCACGAUUCAUGAGAGCGAAGCUGCCAGGCCAAAUGACGUAAUUAUUGAAAGGGUGUAUUGUAUGAAAAACGAAGAAUUUUUUAUGCACAUACAUGCCAUAUGCACAAGAAUGCAGUAUGCUGUAGUUUCAUGAGCUGUAUCAUAAUAUAGUAAGAUUUGUAAGUUUUACUAUUGUCUAAAAAACAACCAAAAAUUACCUGUUGUACCAAUACAAUGAGGGGAAAAUGUUUGUUGGAAAUUUCUCUGCUCAUUCUAAUCUGCAUUUAUCCUAUAUUGAUGCCUUAAUUUUAACAGAAACACUUAACGUAUACUGCAACUAAGCUUAGCUUCGCUUUUAGGUACUGAGCUACUGUCUAUCUAUCUACCGCUUCUUGUCAACCUUUUAUUGGACUCCUCGGUUUUGUCCGGCGCUACGAAGAUCUCCCGAAGACAACACGAGUCCGCUUUUCAGAAACUGCUCAGCAUUGGUCCGAAAUAUCCUGUUCCAUUUAAGACAAUCAUGGCGGGAUCUCCGGAGAUGAAACAACGACUGGAAAACGCGGUAAGAUCUAACCAAGCUAAAACAACCGCAAAAACAACAAGCCAACCUAAACAGACUAGCAGUCAACCCAAAAUUAAGUUAAAAAUGGACUUUAGUAAUUUUAAGUGAGUAUAUGAUUUUAUUGAUUUGUUAAGCCUCGCGGUUAUUCGGAGGAUGAGAGUUAAUACUACUUAGUUAAUAGAAGAGAUUGUUUGGAAACUCAUUAGAAUUACAAUAUAAGUUAUAUAACUCAUUAUCUAUGUAACAAAUACAAAACAUUUUCCGUGUUGAUAUACAGUUAUAUCAACACGAGUGGAAAUUGGGGAAACUCGAAAUUGUGUGGAAACACGAUGCCCAGUGUUUUCACACAACUCCGAGUUUUCCCAAUUUCCACUCGUGUUGAUAUAGUACUGUAUAUCAAUACGGAAAAAUGUUUUAUAUUUUUUAUAAUAUAACACAAAGAAAUAUAAAGAAAGAAAUUUUCCGUGUUGACAUUGAGUUAUGUCAACACGGUUCUUAGCCAAUCAGCGUUCAGAAUUUACAAAUGCUAUAUUAUAAAUGUUUUGUUUAUGUUUAUUCAGAAAUAUGGUUUUUCACCGUCACGUGCAUCAAUUAUUCUUACUCAAAUAACCAAUAGCAAUGUUUUACGAAAGUUAUAGCUAUCCGUGACUUGAACAAUUGGGUAACUUAAAUUGUUAGUGGUGGAUUUGGAAAAAAUACAAUGCACAUGUGACGAUGAAGGACACUAUUUUUGCAUAAACGUUGAGUGACAUAGAUAUUGUUAUUUUAAUGAAUUUGCAAACCAUAUCUUCUGUUAACUAUGAUAAUAUGAUGACAGGUGCAACUGUCACGCGCUCUCAUCGACUUUAACCCUACUUGGAGCUGGUUCAAAAUUUUCAGAUGAGAUUGAUUGAGAAUUAUUAAUUGCUUGUUUGACUGUAAUAUCUGAUGUACUGUCAUGAAAACUCUUGUCCUCAAUUAGUCGGGGCUGUUAGGGACCAGUAUUUCUCCAAAUCGCGGCUUAAUUGUAUUAUUAUUUUAGUUUAAAUUAGGGAUGAGCUGAUUAAUCGGUACGGCCGAUAAAUUGGCCGAUAUUUGGCGUUUUCAAAAUAAUCGGUAAUCGGCCGAUUAUUUUUUAUAAUCGGCUAUUUGCCGAUAUUCGCAAUUUUUUCGUUUUUUUAAAGGGGAAGUCAAGUCCGUAAUGUAAACAAACGGUUUGUUUACAUUUUAAACUGCUGUAUUUUUUAAAAUAUGAUGUACUACUGUCUGAAUAUUAUGCGCAGAACGGACGUGACUUCCCCUUUAAGAAAAAUAACUCUAUAAUCUAGUAAUCUACACUCCGUCUUGUUUUUGACACUUUUGUUUGCGCGUAUUUAAUCCCAUAUUGCGUUACUCGAGGGAAUAAGACCACUUGUAAGUUAAAAUCUUAUCAUUGUAUCUUAAUUAAACACAAAAUCACUGAAAAAAAUUUAGCCAAUUUGUCUAGACAGUAUAGACAUCUAGUCUACAGAUGUUGAGUGAAUUCCAAUUAUACAUUUAUAUUUUUACGUUUGAUUCAUUUGACUCGUACAGUGACGGAUAACUGUCCAAUAUGAGUAAAUAUUUCCCGGAACACACUAAAACUAGUACGUCAAUUUGUGGCGUAUACACAAGUAUUAAAAGUUGUCAAAAAACCCGUUAUCCGGCGCUUGUACCGGGUUUUAAACUUUUAUUCAACUUUUACACAGAAAUAUCGGCCAUAGCCGAUUAAUCGGCCGAUUAUUUUUUUAUAUCGGAUCAGCGAAUCGGCUUUUUUCUGGUAUCGGCUCAUCCCUAGUUUAAAUACUAUAUAGAAAUGAGAGAUUAUAUCACUUCAAGAAGUCAGAAAAUUUUUUUGUUCCUCACAUGGGAAUCCAACCAUGCACCUUAGUCCUUAGAAAUAUAAAAAAUAAUUGUGUAUAAGGUGAAAUAAUGGCGGAAUUCGAAUGCAAUUAUAACGAGGGAUUCGAUAAGUUUUCAUUAUCUAAAGUACAAAUUCCAGGAGAACCAUGCACUUGCGAUGUUGUGCACAUUUUACACAAGGAAACAUUGCAAGACUAAAGGUCAGCACGUGUGCACACGUAAAAACACACACAAGUUGUUACAGGUUUGCAAACAAGUUGUUACAAAUUAUCGAUAAAUUGUGUUCACACUGCUUGUUCCCAGUUGUUGUAAAGCGUUUGGA